AUGUCUGAAGGACUUCUGACCCAAGAACAGGCCGUUUCAGAGCUCCUGGCCUUCGUCUUUUCCGGCGCCAUCGGUUCUGCCAAGGGGAAAGCCGUGGGCUACUCUCUGGUCGCUGCAAAGCCCACUGAAUUUUCGUGGUGGGUGGCCUUGGAGGAUAUCGACGGGCCAGACGUGCCUCUUGACCGGUACUGCGUCAAACUCGACAGACGAUCCAGGCAAAUUUCGCCCCCCGAACCCGUCGUGCUUUCGAAAGAAGAGUUGUCGGAUGCAAUUCUGUCCGCCACUGGACAGCACCUAGCCUCAUCUGCCAGGUUCACCGAUGGUGCACUGAGCAUCUCCUACAAGGUCACUGUACAAGAGACUCCAGAUGUCGCCUACGUGGUACAGCUACGCCAUCACGGCAAUGUAGCCUCUAUGGACUCGCUGAUGACCUUGAUAUCCAAGACUGUCGACUCUCACAUCUUGCCAGUGCCCCCCGUAUAUCCGAUACCAGGAGAGGGGAGACGGCAACAGGUUACGGGCGCCUGCUGGAGUAUCCCGAUUCCGCAGCGUCUCAUCGGUGAGCUUGUUUCCACCAAAGUUGGGGACGACAUCAUACUCAGCGUUGGACCCGAUCGACAUAAUAGCCUCGGCGGGCCCUUUCAGUCUGUACGCGAAUAUCUUCAAGCUUACAUCAGGGCCUCUAUUGUCGCUUUGGAGAAGCAGGAAGGCAUCCAAGAAUACAAGGACCAGUAUCUGAAGCGGAUCAAGGAUUUUGUUAAUGACCACAUGCACGAGAUUCCGCCGAUUGUGGAGGAUGUCCCUAUUGUCGCCAUGCACUCUGACAUGGGACCUCACAAUAUUAUUGUGUCGAGCCAAACGCCUACGGACUUGGAGGCUGUCAUUGACUGGGAAUUCGUUGCAAGUGCCCCAUUCGCGUCACUUCACCGGAUUAUUGAGAUGUUGUUCCGCGAGUCGGCCGCAAAUGAAUUUGGCCCCGAGUAUGACCGCGCCAGUGAACUUCGCGAGGCUUUCUGGGAUACUAUUCCCGACUGGAAAUUGUGGGUUGAGAGCGAGCCUUGUCGAGUCUUCUUGGAGUGGUUUAGGUUUGGUUUGUUCAUGAAGCCUGAGUGGCGGCCAGAUGAUCUUGCUGAGGAGGAUGCACGAGAAUUCUGGCGGGAAAAUAUUCGGGUCGUUGAAGGCAUGUUGGAAAAGUAUAUCUAG
Molecule: messenger RNA, 1203 nt
Organism: Metarhizium robertsii ARSEF 23
Lineage: Eukaryota; Fungi; Ascomycota; Sordariomycetes; Hypocreales; Clavicipitaceae
Product: Aminoglycoside phosphotransferase
Exons: 2
Coding region: 1-1203 (400 amino acids)
Source: RefSeq, a predicted model, not a curated record